Juglans regia (Persian walnut) is the source of this 1811-nucleotide messenger RNA. Its product is annotated as protein NODULATION SIGNALING PATHWAY 2-like. The transcript has a single exon. Gene Ontology annotation, cellular component: nucleus. NCBI's taxonomy places the organism in Eukaryota, Viridiplantae, Streptophyta, Magnoliopsida, Fagales, Juglandaceae. Gene Ontology annotation, biological process: regulation of DNA-templated transcription. The record is from RefSeq and is a predicted model, not a curated record. Bases 65 to 1693 code for a protein of 542 amino acids. Gene Ontology annotation, molecular function: DNA-binding transcription factor activity; sequence-specific DNA binding.
UGGCUAGCCAGAAAACUGGACUUCCAAAAUUUACCAACCCCUAUUGCGUGUAACCAUCAAAAAGAUGAUGCAGCCUGAGCUUCUUGAUCAGCUCUCAUGGCCAUUCUACGAUGUUAUAGAUUCCACUUUUGAUCACGAGGGUGCACACCAUGACCAAAGCAUGGAGCUUGCACCUUUGGAUGGCUAUGGCUUCCCUUCAAUACUCACCACAACAGAGGAUUCCUCUGAACUUUCUUCAGCCUCCUUUUCUUCAACAAUAUUCCCGAGUGAAUUUGUCCGAUAUCAAUUUUAUGCUGAUUCCCAGCCGGUCAUGCUAGCCAUGAGAUCAGACUUCUCAACGGAGUUGGGGAUAUUAGAGAACAUUUUGAAUGAUGAUGAGAUUGUGGGUAUGGAUUAUAUUAUAGAAGAGAGUGAAGGAAGUUUCAGUUUGAAACAAUCUUCCACUGCAGGAGAAGAUUUUUUGUGUCCUAGCCCCUCAAUGAAAUCUGAAUCAUCAAUAGAUGUAUCAUCUAACAAUCAACCAGUAGUAACUUUGCCAGGAGAGGACAUGGAAAUCGACAACCCUCUGAGUGUCUACCAUCUACUUAAGGCGUAUGGAGAAGCCUUCGAGAAGGAUGAGAGAGAGCUUGCACAGGUGAUUUUGAAACGCAUCAGUGAGAAAGUUAGCCCAAUUGGUGAAAGCUUGGAGCGUGUUGCAUUCUACUUAUCUCAGGACGUUGAGAAUCAAGGUGAUUAUCUAAAACAAGAGUCCUAUAAGAAUUUUGAGGCUGCGUUCCAGGCAUUCUACCAAAGCUUCCCAGAAGGGAAAUUCGCCCACUACGCAGCGAACUCUGCGAUUCUUGAUGCCAUGCCAGGUGUUGCAGAGACUAUACACAUAGUGGACUUUCACACGGGAGAAGGGGUUCAGUGGCCUCCAAUGAUGGAGGCGAUUGCACACCAACACAAAACAUUGAGAUUAACAUCGAUAAAAUGGGAGGAGGAUGCUCCUUCACCCUGGAGUUUUGAGGAGACCAAAAGGCGGCUCCAUAACCAAGCAAGAGUUCUGGGUCUAAAGUUGAAGGUGGAGGAGAUGGGGAUUGAGGAUUUGGUGAGUGAGACAAGGAAAAUGCAGAAAAGGGAUAGCAGGAGAGAGUGGAUGGUUUUCAAUUGCAUGUUCUCACUUCCACACAUGGGGAGGGGUAGAAGUAGAACACUCGUGAUGGAGUUUCUAAAGGUUGCUAAGGAAUUGAUCUCUAGUUCUACCAACUCAUGUGGAACUAACAAUAGGGGUAUCAUUACUUUUGGCAAUGGAGAUGCUUAUGACAAAUUGAAACAUUGCUCAGGUUUUGGUUCAUUCUUUGAUGGGUAUGUGGAGCAUUACCAAGCCUUGUUAGAAUCAUUGAGAAUGAAUUUUCCACCUCAUCUUCUAGAAGCAAGAAUAGCCAUUGAGUGCCUCUUCGUGGCGCCUUAUAUCUCUUCUCUUUCUUGGCUCCAUAAGUGGGAGGAGAUGAUGAAUGGCUGCCAUCCUCAAGAACGGCUUGGGUUGGAAGGUAGGAAACUCAGCCAAGAGAUAUUAGCAGAAGCAAAAGAAAUGGUGAAAGAAGGGGAAAGUUCGUACGGAGCCAGAAUUGUAGGACAAAUUGGAAAUGAGAUGGUCUUGGAAUGGAAAGGAAUUACAAUGGUUAGAGUUUCAAUAUGGACAAAUCAACUCUAAAGGGCUAAAAACUAGCAAGUCCUUUUAUUUAUUAUUCAAGUGUAUAUGCAUAAUAUGCUGAGAUUUACUUUGAUUUGUUAUUGUAUAGAUUUUUAUAAUCAAUACAUCAUAAAGAAUA